AUAUUGUGACUUUUAUUUCUGUGUGAGGUUCAUACUGUAUCCGGUUGAGGGCUGAAGAACUUCCGGGUGACAGUGCAGAUUCGUCAAAGAGCCCGUGCAUGGCAUGGUUGACAGGAUAGCCUACGGUUUGGUGAGGGAGCCCGGCCGGACGUGUCUAUCAGCCUGAGAGAGGAGUUCCCGUGUCCCAACAAGGUCGAGCUCCGUGUCCCGGACCGUGUGACCGCUGCUCACUUCGCCGCCGCGCAUUUCACAUCUGUCAUUGCUCAGCUAGCUAGCCGCCUGCCGCUGCUCUCUGAAAAUGGCGGAUAUGCCGACGGAGAAGAGCCUGGACGAUUUCUUUGCGAAGCGGGAUAAAAAGAAGAAGAAGGAGAAGGGGAAGGGCAAAGAGCCGGCCCCCGGCCCCAUGUCGGCCGCCAUGAAGAAGACCAAGAAGGAGAAGGAGAAGACGACUAAGAGCGACAACCAGGACUCGCAGGUCGAGAAGGAGGACGAGGAGUGGAAGGAGUUUGAGCAGAGGGAAGUGGACUACAGCGGCCUCCGGCUGCAGGCUCUACAGAUGAGUGAUGAGAAGGAGGAAGAGGAGUAUGAGAAGGAGGAGUUUGGUGAGGAUGGAGAGAUCAUUUUGGUCAGUGGAGACAAAGUGUCGGGGCCCUGGAACAAAUCUGGAGGUGCUCCGCCUCCUGCUGCUGUGCCCGUGGAAGAGGAAGAGGUGCCUGAGUCGAAGCCUUCUGGGGUAUAUCGCCCUCCAGGGGCUCGACUGACCAGUUCCAGACGAGGUCCCAGUCAGGGCCCCCCUGAGAUCUUCAAUGACACCCAGUUCCCAUCUUUAAUGGCCACUGCUAAGCACGUGGAGACACGCAAGGACCGAGAGAUGGAGAAGACCUUUGAGGUGGUGAAACACAGGAACCGUGGUCGAGAGGAGACCGGCGGUACUUCCAUGCAGCACUUGCAGCUUGACAACCAGUACGCCAUCCUGGGGGAUAAGUAGAGGCGCUCCCCUCGGUCCCCUGGCCCCUCCAGCACAGUCCUGCCCAGCCCCUUGAAGGAAGCUGAACUCCAGCUGUGUGGACAGCAGUCCUGACAGAGCUGACGCUGCCACCACCAACACCACCACCACACAGCCCUGUACACACACACACACACGCACACACACAGCCCCGUACACACACACUUCCACUCAUACACAUAGUGACACUCCCCUUCAGUACAUCAAUAUGACACUUCACAUACAUCUGGUUGGCAAACCUGAAGGACUGCAUCGGAAGGGGCUGCUGAAGGAGGGAAUCAUUGAAAAGGAAUUGGCUAAAAACACCACUGGUACAACAGCGCUGUCCUUGGUGGAUUGUACUCAGAGCAGCAGUUGUACGCCACCACUUCUCUCUGGACUUCAACUUGCUUUGAUAAAGCCACUGAGGAUCCAAGAAGACUUUAGACAAGAGGAUUUUACAAACUUCUGUGAAAAUAUCUAUUUUUUGCAAGAUUGCUAUAACCCAAUUGCACAUGGUUGUUGUGAGGUGUGUCUUUGUGUUGCGAUUGGGGCUUUGGGGGAAACUAGCUCCACAGCAUUGCUGGUGGUGACCAUGUGGACUGUGGUGGUUAACAGGGCAAACACAUCAGGCUCUUCAACUUAGAAACUGCAAGCUUUGUUUUUCCUUCAAGAUGAUGACGACGAUGAUGAUGAUGAUUAUGACGACGAUGACAUCACCCCGCAGAGAUCUAUGGACAAGAAGGGAUAGGUUUGUGGUCCCCAUUUAGAAUUUCUAUAAAAAGUGGCCUUACUGAUCAGAGAGAAAAUGCUUUGUCAUCUGAAGAGAACUAUACAAAAGAAAAAAAACUCCUCCUUUUCAAGAAUGUAGUACUGACGUAGUUCUCCCGAUGAUUACAACUACUAAGUGUCUUUCAUAUCAACUGAUUUGUUGCCCUUACUUAAUUUAGGUUAAAUUUAGAUUCCAGCUGGUUACUUGUCCAGAAGCAUUCUUCUGGUGACAAGAGCAGUUCAACACAGUCCUUCCUCUCCAGGUCUCAGUGUCCAAGCCCUCACUGCAGCAGUUCACAUCAGGUCAGUAACGCAGAACAUUUCCAGAGAGAUGCAGUAACUGCUGGUCUGUAAAUACAAACUAUCACCAAACCAACACAUGCUAUCCGCUUCCAAAUCAGUGGUUUACCCAAUUCAAUUCAAAUCCAAUGGCUUUUUACUACAAGCAUAGUUAAGUUUAGAAAGGUGAAGAAGUGGAUUUGUGUUUUAAGUCUGUAUCUGUCCUUUUCAUGGAGAUGUCAGGGAGUGUAAAUCCCUGUUGGGUCGACCGAUCAUAUUUACCAUGAAAAGAGAAGAGUCUAACACGAAACAUAAAUAAAGUGAUCCUCUUGAA
Messenger RNA from Scophthalmus maximus (turbot), 2369 nucleotides. It is a transcript of the gene cdv3, whose product is annotated as carnitine deficiency-associated gene expressed in ventricle 3. Gene Ontology annotation, cellular component: cytoplasm. Bases 299 to 988 code for a protein of 229 amino acids. The transcript is spliced from 5 exons. The record is from RefSeq and is a predicted model, not a curated record. Lineage: Eukaryota; Metazoa; Chordata; Actinopteri; Pleuronectiformes; Scophthalmidae.